Messenger RNA from Nematocida minor, 684 nucleotides. RefSeq names its product polynucleotide 5'-triphosphatase. Lineage: Eukaryota; Fungi; Microsporidia. The record is from RefSeq and is a predicted model, not a curated record. Gene Ontology annotation, molecular function: polynucleotide 5'-phosphatase activity. Bases 1 to 684 code for a protein of 227 amino acids. The transcript has a single exon.
AUGGAGUUUGUAAAAGAGAACCAGACAAACGUGCACAUUGUAGAAGCACUCAGAAAGUCGCUGCCAGACAGCCUGUCAAAAAAUACAGAAAUAGAGAUUAGGUUUGGAGUGAUAAUGGAAAAGUCGACACAGAAAAGGCUGGCCAUUAGAGCUCUGCACCCGUGCGUGAUUGAAAGAACAGACACGCUCUGGUUUGAGGCCUCUCUGUCGGAAAGCGACUUCAAAAGCAUGCAGAAACACUUCAAAAAAACUUUUGAGACGUUUGAGACAAAGCUGAUAAAGGACACUUUAAUGAAAGGAGUCAGAAGGUCAGAGACAAAGGAGAUAAACGGCAAGCCUGUGAGCGUAGAGUCCGUUCUUAUCAAAAAAAAGAAGAUGGCAGCAAUCGACAUAUUCUGUCCUGCAAAUAAAUACGACAUAAGGAUAGGAAUAAGCGAGGAAAUCGUGCAAAAAGACAAUUUAGACGCACAGACGGGGUUCAGCGUAAGAGAAAAGGCCAGGACAACAUACGACCAUGCGCUCUUUGUGGUGGAUGCCACCGAAGUGCACUCGGGCAGGAGUGAAAAACACACAAACCUAACGUAUGAGAUAGAGAUAGAGGCCAAAAACACUGAGUAUGAGAAAGAUAGAUUCAUUGGCAUAGUAAAUAAUUCUAUCGAUGUUGUUCAUAAAGUUCUUAAAUAA